This is a messenger RNA of Pistacia vera, 1314 nucleotides long. Its product is annotated as senescence-specific cysteine protease SAG12-like. The transcript is spliced from 2 exons. The record is from RefSeq and is a predicted model, not a curated record. Gene Ontology annotation, molecular function: cysteine-type endopeptidase activity. Gene Ontology annotation, cellular component: lysosome. The coding region runs from base 59 to 1099 and encodes 346 amino acids. NCBI's taxonomy places the organism in Eukaryota, Viridiplantae, Streptophyta, Magnoliopsida, Sapindales, Anacardiaceae.
CGCUGAAGUUGUUGUGCCCAUCGAAAGAUUCUCCUGGAUAAUUUUUCUUUGUACCAAAAUGAGUACUCCCUCAAAAAAAUUCCAAUUUGUCUGCUUGGCCUCACUCCUUAUUUUGUGCACUUGGGUCAUUCAUGCUUUAUGCCGCCCUCUCAAUGAGGAAUUUGUCCUACAAAGGCAUGAGGAAUGGAUGGCUCAACAUGGACGUGUCUAUAAAGAUGCACAAGAAAAGGAGAGACGCUAUAAUAUUUUCAAGAACAACUUAGAAUAUAUUGAAAAUUUUAACAAUGAUGUGGACCGCGGAUACAAGCUAGCCAUUAACAAGUUUGCAGACCUUACAAAUGAAGAAUUCCGUGGCUUGUAUACCGGUUACAAGAGGAAAACCUCAAAAGCAGUAACCACAUCAAAAGACACAUCUUUUACACAUGUAAACUUAACAGCUGUGCCAGCUAGUUUGGACUGGCGAACAAAGGGUGCUGUGAACCCUGUUAAGGACCAAGGCCGAUGUGGCUCUUGUUGGGCGUUUUCAGCAGUGGCAGCUGUGGAAGGAAUAACUCAAAUAAAAACCGGUAAGUUAAUAUCGUUGUCAGAGCAAGAGCUGGUAGACUGUGAUACUGAAAGUGGGAAUAAAGGUUGUGGAGGGGGUUCCAUGGACACUGCCUUUGAGUUCAUUAAAAGAAACGGUGGCCUAACAACUGAGGCUGAUUACCCCUAUGAGGAAAUAGGUGGCAAUUGUAAGACUAAUAAGGCGGUAACACGAGCAGCCAAGAUUACUGGGUAUAAAGAUGUGCCAGCGAACAACGAGAAGGCCUUGCUGCAAGCUGUGGCAAAGCAACCAGUUUCUGUUUCAAUUGAGGGCAGUGGCUACAGUUUCCAGUUUUACUCAAGUGGCGUAUUCACUGGUGACUGUGACACACAUUUAAACCAUGCUGUUACCGCCAUUGGGUAUGGUACUGGCACCAGUGGCACUAAGUACUGGUUGAUCAAGAAUUCUUGGGGCACUGGUUGGGGUGAAAGCGGGUUCAUGAGGAUUCAGAGAGAUGUUAGCGCAAGAGAAGGCCUUUGUGGGAUUGCAAUGGAAGCAUCUUAUCCAACAGCAUGAAAAAUAUGGUGGGUUUGUGUAUUUCUGAACUUAAAUUUCCUUCCAAGAUAUUGUAGUUUGAAUAUGUCUGUACAAUAGUGUGUGGAAUAAAACUCUGAUGUCAAUAUCAUGUACUUUAAAGUUAACCUUUCUUUCUGUUGCCAAACAAAGCAAAAGAGAGAGAGUGAAUAAAUAAAUGCAGAGUCUGCAUAUAUGUUUCUCCAACAACUCAGCAA